Manis pentadactyla (Chinese pangolin) is the source of this 2686-nucleotide messenger RNA. It is a transcript of the gene SMCO2, whose product is annotated as single-pass membrane protein with coiled-coil domains 2. The record is from RefSeq and is a predicted model, not a curated record. The transcript has 9 exons. NCBI's taxonomy places the organism in Eukaryota, Metazoa, Chordata, Mammalia, Pholidota, Manidae.
UGCGCCUCCGCCGCUCGCGCCCCGCGCCCUUGCCGCCAGGCAGCCUUGCUCCGUGUUCCGCGGAUGGCUGUGAACCGAGUCGGACGCACUGCUGUGUCUUUCCCUCCCUGGAGUAUUUAUUGCCUGGCUGCCUUCUGGGGCCUCCCCGCGGGGCUGCCCGUAACGCGGGGAUGGUUGUAGAGCCGCUGUCAUUUAAGACGGGAGGCAGGAAAACACCCAGACGUAAUCAAAGAGAAGUUCAGGGAAGCCGUUGAUUACAUCUCCCCUUUGCUGUUGGAUUGUGGUGAUGAGUUUAGAUUCUUUGAAAUACGGCAACGAGUAGAGGUGCUUUUGGAAAUCUAAGGCAGCUGUGGGAAUUUGAUUGCUGGGGAGCGUGCCAAAAUCCUGCCAUUUGAACAUUUGAAGUUUUUCUGGGAAGUGGAGACGUGAGGAGGCUCUGGUUUGGAAGGAGAAGGCAGUAUGCGUGGUGCAAAGCUCAGAGCUUCUCCGCGCUCAGCCGUGACCGAGCUCUGCGCUUCACUGUGUCUCUCGGGUAGGGUAUUUAUGCUUAGUCUCAGUUUCUUCACUUACCUUUUUGUUCCUUAUUGCAGCCCAGUGAGGUAACUGUAGUCGGCAUCAUAAUCUCUUGAUAGAUGAGGAGCCCAGAGAGGGUAAAGUGCUGAGAGAAGAGAACCAGUGCGUUUCCAGUCAUGUGAGCCCUUGGACAAAACCAACAGCUAUUGGAUCUUUCAGCCCACGUGUGACGGAGUUCCCAAGAAAACGAAAAGCAAGUAAUUUAGACCCAUCUCAGUAGUGCUGAAGAAAUGGCUCUUACGAAGCUAAGUGACACUAUGUCUCUGCAGAUGAAGAUGGCUGGGAAGGAAGAACAGUUGACUGAGAAAAACAGUGGCUUUCUCCAAAAUAUCAAUAUGGCUGAAGGUGCGGUGCAGAAUUUGCUAAGGGAAUUUACCGAAAGAGACCAUGUCUUGGACGGACCUGAUGAAGAAGACGGCAUUUUCUCUGAAAACCCUCAAAGCGACUUCCUUCACGAGGGUAUGUUGCAGCUGGAGGCUGAGAAUGACCAGGACCUGCUCAGUGAACAGGCUGAGCAAGGAGUGGAUCAGGCUCAAUGUGAGGAUCCUCAAGUGUCCACAUCUUUGUGGUUUUCAGAGCAGGACGUCUCUGAACUGAGUCAGGAGACCACAUUUUUCAAGUUCAACCAUUAGAACACCCAGAUGGGUCUUCAAGUGAAAGAACUUGGAGCUGACCACAUAGGCUGGAUGGAGAAAAUGAACAAUAUUAUACAAAAAGUAAGCCUAACAGAAAACACAGUGAAGAGUUUUAUCAUGAAUGAGCUUCUCAAAAUUGUCUUUUGUUUUGUUUCAGUUCCACACAUUCAUUACAACUUUGGUUUUAUACCCUUUUGUUUAAAGGAGAAGAUCAUGGAAAUUAAGAAGCAAUUAGGAAAAAUAGAUGACAAAUUUGUCCAGAACUUUUGCAAGGAUAUAAGUCUGAUGAAUACAAAGCUGGGAAUGUACCAAACGCAAGAAGGGAAAACAGACCCUCUGAGUCCUGAAGAAAUGGAACCUCUGCUUCCUCAGGUUCUACGACCCCCAUUAGGGCAGAACUCUCCUCCCCGCAUUACCACAUGGAAACGCGCCCUGAGGAUUUUCAUCCUAUUUUAUGGCCUCACCUUCGCUGGACUUUCAUGUUACAUCCUAUUUCUUGAUCCUACAUUUGUCUUUGAAAGGACGCUCCCUACCAUACUUCGGCGCCACAAAAUGUGGGAACUACGGGAGAUCAUUGCGCCUGUCUUGAAUUUGAAAGUGGAAGACUUGUUACCCUCCUGAAGAUACAGACGGUACUCUUAACCUACUGACUUGCUUCCCAGUAAAAUUCUGGCUGUUUUUGUAGUGUGGUGGCUCACUUAAUUUUCAAAAAAUACUAUAGGGUGUCUAGCAGAGGACAUUGUACUUCUGUGGAAGUUGGUCAAAGUGAUAAUCACAGGUGGUCUUCCAGUCAGUGUUCCCUGUCUUCCUAUUAACAAGAGUCAGACAUCCUCUAAGUAUGACAAUUUUGAAAAGCAUCAUACAAAGAAGGAAAACGAUUGGAACUUCACUUUUGUGAACUAGCCCACAUCUUUUUCUGCUGAAGUUAGCCAGAGUUGGUUCUUUUGCUUAUAAUCAGUGGAAGUCUAAUUGAUACAGUAGUUCUGAAUGCCAGACUGGAGCAUUUUUAUCCCUAACUUGGUGAGUCGUGGGGAAAUAGUAAACCUUAUCUGCAAUAUGAAAAAUAGUUCUUAUUGAACUGUGCAAGAAGACUAAUAGAGCCAUAAAGAAUAAAUUGGAAGAGAGCAGAUGGAGUGUGAGAGAUCAGGUGAAAGGCCAUUUAGUGGUUCAGGUGAGAUAAAGAGGUGGAAAUGGGAAUGAAAAGGAGAUGAUGGGUGGAUUUUAUGAUUUUUGGUUACACAACACACUUGGGUUUGGAAGGGUAGUGAGGGUGAUAUGGAAUGAUGUCCCAGUUCUCCUCACAUUUGAAUAGAUCAUGAAGGACAGAUAACAUGUUCAUGGCAGAGAUGACGAAAAGGCAUUUCAGAGAUAAGAAACGUCAUGUGUAAAAUUUAGAAGCCCUGGAUGUAAGGCGGAGUCAGGGAACUUGAUAGGGCAUAUUGUUCAAUCUAUCAGUUUAUACAUUCCUUAAAAACAAA